AUGGAUCUAGCUUUAAAGAUAGCUUCACUUUUGGAAUCCACUUUUAAAGCUACGUCAACUGACCAAGUGAGAUCUGCAGAAGCAGAACUAGAGACUCUGAGUCAAGACAAAGAAAAUUUUUUACAGUCAUUGCUUUAUAUAUUGACUUCAAGCCAAGCUGCAAUAUCUGAGAAGGUGAAAAUCUCUGCAAGUGUAAACCUGAAGAAUUUUCUUUUAAAAGUGCUAAAUGAAGAAAAUCUGAACUCAGUAGCCAAAGAGCAUAUAGCGAAAUCAAUAUUUAAUGCCUUGGUAGCUCCAGAAAGCACUAUAUCUUUGCAAAACUCUUUAGGAUUGGCCCUGGUCCCUCUAUUUAUGGCUGACUUGUCAGACCCCCAACAAGGCUUAAUGCAAAUUACUUUACCAUUAGUAGCUAACUACCUUGGCGGGGAAAAACACCAGAUAUUAGGAUCUUUUGUAGCUAUAAGAUCUAUUUAUGGGGUGUUUUCUGAUAAUGAAAGCUUAUUCCCAGUUUUUAAGCAUCUUUUAGACCCUUUACUUGCAGUGGCUCAAAAAGAAAUUUAUGCAAUACAAAAAGGAGUCUACGAAAACAAUGAAUAUUUAUUAUUAGAUGGCUGUGAAAUAAUUAACGAGUGGGCUAUUACAUUAGGUGCAAUUUUCGAGUAUUUUGAGCUUAUUUCAAAACCUAGUUUUGCAGAAAUCAGCACUAUGCAGAACUUAGCUGAAACUUUUAAAUCAAUUUUACAGUUAUCAAUUACCAGCUCACAAGAGUUAAUUUGUCUGGAAACCAAAAUUCACCAUCUAAAACUAAAUGAAGCCAAAACCCAAAUUCUUACCUGCAUUGUAAAUAUUCUGGGAUUCCUUUCAGAAUCAAAUAUGAAGGUAGCAGAGGAUAAUUCUAACGCAAAAACCUUAGAAAUCCCAAAGGAUAUGCAGAAUUCUCCAUUUAUAAAUAUAAUAAUGGAACUUGUAAGCCCUCUUACACAAACUAUCCAUUCUGUUAUAUCAUUAGCUGAUUAUGAAGAACUGCUGCAGACUGAAAAUAUAUCAAACUAUCUGAAUGAAAUUCUGCUUAUUUUAUGUAAAGCAUGCUACGAUAACAGAUUUUUAAGCUUUUUUUUAAAUAGCUACAAACAAAUUAUCGUGGAAAUAAUCCUCCCAAUAAUAAAAUCCUCACAAAAUGAUUUAGAAAAGUUCGAAUUGAUGCCAGAAGAAUUUGUACUAAUGUCAAAAGACAUGUGUGACCAGCAGCAAUCUGACAUAUUAAAAAUCACCAGUGCUUUACUAUUAAAAACAAUUUCAGAAAAAAUUGACGGCUCAUUGAGUUUUGCAGUAAAUUUUGUGUCUGAACUUAUUGAUAAAACAGUUGUAAAAGGAAACCCAGAGUCUUUCAGUCUUUUAACUCAGUUCAAAAAUGCAUCAAUUCUUUAUGUUUCAGAAACACUUGCAAUUGAUACUUCUCUCUCUGUGCUCUGCAUACUUUCCCACUUUAUUAAAAAACGUCCAGAUCUUUCUGAUUUACUUGAUGCUAUAAUUGGGACCCAUUUAUCAGCUUUUUCAGCAGUCACAGAUGGCCUUAUUCUGCACCGUCUCUGUUUAAUAGUCCACUAUUUCUGUGUAUCUAUUUUCACUCAUGAUACUUCUAGCUUUAUAAACCUCGUCCAAAUCCUACUUAACUGUUGCAAUCCCAGCACAACUCCAAAAGCUACAAAUAUUCAAGCCUGCGAAACCCUUGGCUAUAUGCUUCAAGAAGACACAGUUUGCAUAAGACUUGACUCGCUACUGUCCAACAUAAUCAUAACUUUUAUCCACUUAAUUCCUAUACAAAACAAUAAAGAAUUUUUUGAAGCCAUCCAAGAAGUCGUCGCAGGCAACACUGACUUGGUGUACCCUCACCUAGAAAUAUUUGUAAACGCCAUCGUACAGAAAAUCCAAAGCGAAGUUAUGAGGCUGAAGCAGGAAAAUAACGAAGAUUCUGAUGGGCCUAAAGAGAAGUCAAGCGUGGUUAUUUCAAAGUGCUGGAACAUUAUAAGAAUGCUUUUAGAAGCCCGAGAGCUAGAAACCCAACAAAUUUUAGACCUAGAAAAAACGCUAACCCCUCUGUUUAACUUUAUGACAAAUCCAAAAGAAAUUGAUUUUGAUGACGAAAUCGUUAUUUUUGAGAUCGGAUUGAUGAAGAAACUGAAUAUGGUGACGACUAUUGGAUGGGCGCUGUUUCCUUAUUUAAAUUUAAUUCAAGAAAAAUAUGAAGGGACUUUUAUACAGCUGUUUCCGCUGAUGAAUUGUUAUUUACAUUAUGGAAGAGAAGUGAUCGCUGCAAACCCAAAUAUGCUGACUGCUGUAGUUUCUAUGUGCAGACAAUGCUUGUUUUCAAGCUAUAAAGGGAAACCUAAUGAAGGCACAAAUUCUGAAGCAGCCUUGAUACUUCAGCAAAUCUUGUAUACCUAUGUAGGACAAAUUGAUUUUUUGUUAGGAGAAAUUCUUGCAAUGACGAUGAACAGGCUCACAGAACAAAUAAAUCAUGACUUUUUUAGGGUUAGGCUACUAGGUGUUGCUCUUGCUGCGUUUGCUUAUAACUGCCAGAUGACUUUUCAGAUUUUAAACUCGAUCCCUUUAAUAGAAGAAAGAACCAGUUUAGACUUGGUAAUCGACCUGACAGUGCUUCAAGCAAAAUGUUUUACCCACCAGCAUGACAAAAAAGUCACCACUUUAGCCUUGACAACAAUUCUUUCACAAGAAGUAAUGCCUGAGACUGUUUCAAGCAAAAUUUCUGAGAUAUUUCAGACUUUGAUAGAAAUUCUGAUCCCUGCAACUACAAAAAAUGCAAUAAUCCUUAAAAAGCAAGACAUGAUGAUCUAUGAAAUGCUCAAGUCUAUGAGCUCACAGCAGGAAGAGAAUGAAGAAUCAGAUGAAUAUAAAAAAAUGCUAAAAAAUGCGGACACUGAAGAAAUGGAAGCUACCCUUGCCAUAGCGUCUUUUAUGGAUCCAUUGCAAGAUCUUGAUGAAUAUGAACAAUUCAGAGGGUUUAUUAAAAGGCUGAGCACUGCAAGCCCAAAUGCUUUAAGUUUUUUGAUGGCCAAGCUGGAAAAAGAAAAGGUCGCUCAUCUGUCAAGUAUUUUACAGUUUAAGAGAGUAAAAAUAACAGGGUUCUCGGCAGGCACAACUGAUGUGAGAAGAGUCGUCAAGGCGAAGAAAAAAAACAAACCAAAUUAA
Messenger RNA from Blepharisma stoltei, 3210 nucleotides. NCBI's taxonomy places the organism in Eukaryota, Ciliophora, Heterotrichea, Heterotrichida, Blepharismidae. The record is from the annotation of a GenBank genome assembly.